ACGCGACAACUCCAUCCCCCGUCCGCACCCCUACCCCGAGCAUCACAGCGCCUCCCGCACGAGGUCGUUGCGCUUGUCGAUCUGAUGGCGGCCCAUGGCAAAGGAGCAGGUAGAAAAUGGCCGAUGCCGAGGAUAUCCAGCCCCUCGUCUGCGACAACGGAACUGGCAUGGUCAAGGCUGGGUUCGCUGGCGACGACGCCCCGAGGGCCGUCUUCCCCAGCAUCGUGGGGCGCCCGCGCCACAUUGGUGUCAUGGUCGGGAUGGGGCAGAAGGACGCCUACGUCGGUGACGAGGUUCUGCAAACCGAUCAUAACAAAACCAAAGGUAGCUUUGAAGCCGCAGACUCUGUCUCCACAACCUGAAGCCCAAGCACCUCAUGAUCCUCAAACACCAGAGCAACAACAAAGCGGGACUGGUGUAGGUGUGUAGCUGGUGAGCCGGGUAGUGAAGGAGGUGUGUACCAGGCCUCCAGUGAGCAAAUGGGCAUGGUGCCAGAUGCAUCUGCGGCCGGUGGCAGGAAGGUCGAGCUGGAUGGGGACAUGCGAUGGACAUCACAGGUUGGCCCCUCCAGUGAUCCAUCUCAAACACUAGCCAG
Molecule: messenger RNA, 595 nt
Organism: Zea mays
Lineage: Eukaryota; Viridiplantae; Streptophyta; Magnoliopsida; Poales; Poaceae
Exons: 4
Coding region: 85-429 (114 amino acids)
Source: RefSeq, a predicted model, not a curated record